This is a messenger RNA of Saprolegnia parasitica CBS 223.65, 2122 nucleotides long. RefSeq lists its product as hypothetical. The record is from RefSeq and is a predicted model, not a curated record. Gene Ontology annotation, biological process: protein maturation. Gene Ontology annotation, cellular component: endoplasmic reticulum membrane. The transcript is spliced from 7 exons. Lineage: Eukaryota; Oomycota; Saprolegniomycetes; Saprolegniales; Saprolegniaceae. The coding region runs from base 23 to 2053 and encodes 676 amino acids.
GGAUUUGCAAGUUGAAGUGGCAAUGAACCGACCGCGCUUUCUUCGCACCCUCGGUGUCCUCUACGGCAUCUCGUUUGCGUCCAUUUACGUCCAAAUCCAGAGCCUCUACGGCCCGGACGGCGUCGAACCGGUCGCCGUGUACUUGGCGCGCCUCGCCAACGCCACACCCGACGCAAGUAUUCCGCUGCAGCGUUUUGUGAGCUACCCGAGCCUUGUGUGGUUUCACGACGCGCUCGGUCUUUCGCCAGACCUGAUGAUGGAGUUCCUGUGCCUUCUCGGCGGUGGUGCGGCCGCUCUCGCCGCGACGAACGUGCUCACGCUGCCCGAGGUCUUUGCUGCCAUGUGGAGCUGCUACCUCUCGCUCGUUCUCGUGGGGCAGUCAUUUCUCCGGGGGCCGUGGGACCUCCUCCUUCUCGAAGUUGGCUUCCUCGCACUCUUCGUCGCGGCGCCGUUCGACUUGGCGACCACUUUUGCGCCGUCGGCCGCGAUUCUUCACGCCAUGCGGCUACUUGGCGUCAAGGUCGCACUCAUGUCGAGUGCGGCCAAGAUCACGUCGGCGUGCCCCACCUGGCUCGGGCUCACGGCGCUCGACUUUCACUACGUUACGCAAGCGACGCCGCUUCCGUCGAGCUGGUUCAUGCACCAGUUGCCGCACAUCGCUCACCGCGUGACGGCUGCUGCGGGGCUCUGGAUCGAAGGCCCUGUCGCGCUCCUGCUCGUAUCACCGAUCGCGCGCCACCGCGCAUGUGCUGCCUCCCUGCAGCUCGUCUUGCACGCUGGAAUUGCGCUGACGGGCAACUACGGUAUCUUCAACCUCGUCGCCAGUCUCGUCAUGGUCGGCAUCUUGAGUGAAGCCCUCGCCGCGGCACCGUCGUCGAUCUCGUGGCAGCGAUGGGCGGUGACGCAUGCGUCCAUGUACCUCGCGGUUCUUGCCGCCGGCUACUCCAUGUUUGAGGUCGUGUACGAAGAUACGACGCCGACGUCGCUCCGGUUUGCGUGGUCGAUCGGCCGGACGCAGACGAUUCUUGGUGUCGUGCUGCGUGGCGUGCUAGCUCUGGCCCUGCUCUCAUUGGUCGGUGCGGUCGCCGGCCAGUUGUACCAAUCGGUGGUUGCUGCGGGCCACGACCUGUUGCGCUGCCGUCUCGGAGGCACGAUUGCGCUGGGGCACUUGACCUUUACGACGCUCAUCGGGACCGUCCUCGUGGUGGCAUCGCUCGCGCAGCUGGCGUCCGUCGACCCGACGAUCGAGCUGCCUGUCUGGGCGCGCAACACGGGAAUUCUUGCGUCGCGCUUCCACGUUGCAUCGACGUACGGUUUGUUCCACCGAACGCCGGGCGUUGGCAAGGUCGCGCGCCACGGCCGCGAGUUCGCCAUCGUUGCGCGACCGACGCUCGUCUUCGAAGGCUCGGACGACGACGGCGCGACGUGGCGCGCGCUCCCCUUCCAGCACCACCCAAGCAGCCUGUACAAGUCGCCUGCGUUCACGGUGCCGCAUUUGCCGCGGCUCGCGUGGCAGCUGGACGUCGCGGCCAAAGGCAACUACAGCCAGGCCCCGUGGCUGGUGCACCUUGCCGACAAAUUCCUACAGGGGUCCGUGCAGGCCAAGCAACUGCUCGACGCGACACAGGAUCCAUUCCGAAACACCCCCCCACAGCGCGUCCGCGUGCAAUUAUACCACUAUGAUUUCACGCGCUACAACACGUCGUGGGCCCGCGCGACACCCAAGGCCGUGGUACUGACACCGGCCAUGAACGCCUCGCAGUGGUGGACGCGGAAAUUGGUCAAGGAAUACAUGCCGGCGCUGGACGCUGCGAACCCGUCCGUCGCUUCAUUUCUCGCCGCCCAUGGCUGGGAGCACCAAGACGAGAAGACGCCCGCUUGCGUCAACUCGAGUCGGCCCGUGCUCUGCCACGCACUCGACAAGCUGCACCACGCGACGCCCGCGCAUCUCUACAUGGCGCUGGUCCUUGGCCUUGUGCUCGUGGUGCUUGUUCCGCUUUUCGUAUUGGAGACGCCCAAGUCGGCUGCCUUACGCGUGCAAACGUUUGCGUGAGCUUUCGUUCUGAAACCAGUACACCGCUUUUAAACACGGUCAAUUGUACUUGCGUUUUGUGGUUUUAUG